Messenger RNA from Daphnia carinata, 4775 nucleotides. It is a transcript of the gene ovo, whose product is annotated as transcriptional regulator ovo-like. Gene Ontology annotation, cellular component: nucleus. The transcript has 5 exons. The record is from RefSeq and is a predicted model, not a curated record. Bases 507 to 3326 code for a protein of 939 amino acids. Gene Ontology annotation, molecular function: RNA polymerase II cis-regulatory region sequence-specific DNA binding; DNA-binding transcription factor activity, RNA polymerase II-specific. Lineage: Eukaryota; Metazoa; Arthropoda; Branchiopoda; Diplostraca; Daphniidae. Gene Ontology annotation, biological process: epidermal cell differentiation; regulation of transcription by RNA polymerase II.
GCAGGUAGACGCGAUUCGCACAUAACAGCAAUAGCAGCAACGAAAACGUUGUUUGAUUUUUCUUUUGUUUUUGUUUCGUUUUCUGCAAGAUUUUACAGUUGUGUUUUAGUGUGACUUAUCGACAGUCGGUGAUAAAAGUGAAGACAAAACACGUGCCACCAAAGAUGGCGCGCAUUCAGUGAUUUCAACGUCCGAACUAAAGAAAAAAAACAUCUUGACAAUAUGUCAGAUCGUGAAUUCGUUGUUGUGAUCGAAAGAAUUCCAUCGAUUAAUACGCACAAACACACAAUUCAUUUUAGCUAGUUACGAAUUUCGGAAGGACCAACAAGAAAAAAGAACGAGUGGAACGCAGAAAAAAAAACAAAAGAAGCACUAGGAGCGUUCGUGCGUUCAACAGAGACCUUGAAAAAGAAAAAGACGGGAAGAAAGAGAGGGAGAAAAGAAAAAAAGAGUUUUUUUUUUGUUGAAACAUUUCACGCAGUCAAGAAAAAAAAAUCUGAGUGAAAAUGCCCAAGAUUUUCGUGUUGAGAAAUCGUUUGCAAGAGCAACAGGCUCGUUUGUUGGAGACGCAGCGAGGCCAACAGAAGAUCCGGUCGGACGAAUUGUCCAAUGAUUUCGAUGGGCUGCAAGAUCAACCCGUGGCUUUGAUUGUCGACAGAAAAUCGGAUAUCACCGCCGCUGUGGCCGCCAUUUCUCUUUCGGCUUCGACUUCCGACAAGGAUAAUUGCCCACCACAACAGCCCGAUCAAGCAGAAAAAAAUGAAGAAACACCGGUAGCGGAAAAAGAGAAAGAACUGCAGCAAGAAAAUGAAAAAGAGGAGGAGGAGUCGAUAGUGUCGCAACAACCGGGAUCCGGAAGGAGGUACUUGCCUUUCUUUGCUCAUCUGCAAAAGGACCAGAAACAAUUGCCGGAGGUGUCGGCCGUGGUUAGCGAAGAUGAACCGACCACGCCCGGACCGUUGCGCUACGUCUCCGUCAUCCAGAGGACGCCUCUCUUCCGUCCGCGCGAGCCCGAAGCGGAGAAGAAGCGGGACGUGCCUCAGCCAUCGCCCAAGCCGAAAAAGGAGCCGCACAGCGACGACAAAACGGAAGAAGGACGAGAUGAAACGGGCGAAGAAGACGAUGCGGCGUUGCCAGUUCAAGAGGCGCCCAUCGAUUACCACGUGCCCAGGGCUAAAUCACCUGAAACGAUGGACGAGGCGGAAAGAACUCGCGGGGACGUGAGAGAAACGGCUGCAUCCGCCAGACGUCGGGCUCGCGAAGCGGCCGAUAACGGAGCCAUCGACAUGCGAUGCGUCCGUCCGCGGCUUUCCGCAUCGCCGAGGCGCCGCGGAGGCAAUCACCACGACGGCAAACCGAUGGAUGGCGAUAACGGCUGCGGAGGAGGCGGCAAUGGCGGCGGAGGAGGCAAUAAUGGCGGAGGUGGUGGUGGAUACAACAACAACAACGGCGGAGGCAGAUCGUACCAAAUGGGCGGAUCUGGCGGAGGCGGAGGGAUGUCCGGCUUUGGCGGCGGAAGCGAUUCGGGUAACGGCGGAGGCAAUGACAAUCACUUACCGUACGGAGAUGGAUCGCUACCGCUGGACGGUUGCGGCAACGAGUUCGACUACACUCGACUGGAACAGUUGGGUCCGCUUCCCUCAUUGAACGACGUCCUACCAUCCAUGAGAUCCUUUCAUCCCAGCCUCUACGCCCGACUCCAAGAGCCGCCUCGUUACGUCAAUCCGCCAGACUUGGAUCGGCCGCCUGGAGGUGGCGGUGGCGGCGGAGGAGGAGGAGGUACCGGAAGUAAUAGCGACCUAGAAGCCACCUUGACAUCGCUGACGUCGCUAACAAACCUGAACCCGUUCAACGCGAAUCUUAACCUCUACGGUAAUUACUCGCAAAAUGCCUACAAUUUCACCGCUUCCGGUCACGGACCCGUCACUGCCGCUCACACACCAAAUUCUGGCGGCGGACCAAGCCCCUGCGGCGGGACCCAGGCCGAUUUAUUCGAACUGGCCAACGAUCCCGACAUGUGCGCCGACGACCAAAACUCCUUCUGUCCGGAUGUCGACCAGAUUACCGGACUCCAAUUGAGUUUCCCCGUCGAGUCGGGAGUUCACGUGAUUCCCGAACACCACCUGGCAACGCCGCAACAGCAGCAACAGGACCGGUUGUAUCAUCACCAACAACAGCAACAACAUGAUCAACAACAUUCUCGAGUGUACGCAACGUCACCUGGCGGCUAUUCAUCGGUUUCUCAGAGCCACCGUCGAGGUGGAUCGCCCACCGAUUCCGACGGCCUUAGCGGCCUGGUCAAUUUCAGCCCGUCUGCCCUUUUGACGCCCCUCUCCAUCGACCAAUCGCCCUUGAUGGACGUUCAAUUUGGUUCGUCUCAGAUGUCACCUUGUUCCAUCAAUUCCUCCUCAUCGCCGGUACCUCAUUGCGAGUCUUCCGGUGGUGGGUUACUCAACCGAAGCCUUCACGCUCACACGCCGGCCCCUCAACACCACCAGCAGCAGCAGCAGACGAAUAACAAUAAUUCGGUCAUGUCCGUCGAUCAGUCGGACAACGAGUCCGUCUCAAACUUGCAAGUCCGUGUCUCUGUUCUCCAGCAACGGGACAUUUCCGUACAGCUGGGAUUACCUAAUGAUGCCCCCAUUGAAUUUGUUAAUGGCGGCCAUGGAAUUAAAAAUCCAUUGGUGCACGAUAAUGACGGCAAAGAUUCUACCCGCGAUGGAUUCGAAUCGGAUUCCUCAUCGCGGACUCAGAUCCGCAUGAAAUCGUCGAAGAGAGGCAGCGGUGGUAGAGACGGUGCUAUUUCGGCCUGUUCGUCUUCGACGGCUGCCGAUGGAAUGAACAACGGAGCCGAUCCCGACGACCCGUCCAAAUUCACCUGCCGACUCUGCUCCAAGAGUUUCACCUUGCAAAGGCUCUUGAAUCGGCACAUGAAAUGCCAUUCGGACGUCAAGCGCUACCUGUGCACCUUCUGCGGCAAAGGCUUUAACGACACCUUCGAUUUGAAACGACACACUCGCACGCAUACAGGUGUCAGGCCCUACAAGUGCGCCCUGUGCGAGAAAUCCUUCACGCAAAGGUGUUCUCUCGAAUCGCAUUGUCUCAAGGUGCACGGCGUCGCCCACCAGUACCAAUACAAGGAACGGAGAGCAAAGGUUUACGUAUGUGAAGAAUGCGGGCACACGACUAACGAGCCCGAGGUGCACUACGUCCACCUGAAGGAGAACCACCCUUACAGUCCGGCCUUGCUCAAGUUCUACGACAAGAGGCACUUCAAGUUCACAAACAACAACUUCACCAACAUGUUGCUUCAAGUCCGAUCCUAACAACAUACCAACAACAACAAAAAAGACAACCACUUUCAUAAUCAUAAUCAACCGUAUAUAGUAUCCUCUCCUCCUGUUAUGUUUUACACUCCUUUUUACACGACAGCAACACACACAACAUAUAACACGAAAUUUAUGAGCAAAUUGGUAUAUAGUGAUUUUUAUUUGCUCGGUAAAAAAAAAUGGAUGGUUUUCUAUUUUUUAUUUGAACGGUGGGGGGAAAAGAAAAAUCUCUAAAAUUAAAAAAAGGUACUACAUGUUAUAUUAUCCACUAUAUAGCAGACGCACAAACGUUUGUUCCUGUCUUUCCUUGUAAGUUAUCGUGUGUGUGUGUGUGUGUGUGUGUUUGGGACUGUUUGGAAGAAGGGCGGAGGGCGUUACACGGAAAACAUUGACUCAAACACGCACACACAUACGACACUGAUUUCUAACCUUAUGGGUUCUACGUAUAGUUUCCAUUUUGCGAUUUAAGCACUAAGCAGAAAGAUUUCUAAAACUUAAAAAAUGUCCUUCCAGCAUUGAAAAAAAAAAUAUCUAGGGGGGAAGCAGGUUAACUUAAACAACGAACACUUGAAACACGCAAUUACACAUUCACACAUACAAAAAACUACAGUUAAUAUUUUCUAUUUCAAAAAAAUCUGUUAUUGGGACCGCAUAUUUUCGGUGUGUUAAGAAAGCAAGAUGAGAAAAAAAACCUUUCUAAAGGAAUUCAGGGGGCUCAUGGCUAUUUUUCCGUUUUCUUUUUUUUUUCCAGUUUCAGUUUGUGUGUUUGUAUUUUUGUUUUACACAUAUCCCUUUUUCUCUCUAGUGGCUGUCGAGCAAUUUUUUUUUUCUAUUUGAUGAAACAGGUAUAAUGUUAUGUAUUUGAGGUGCGACUAUAUUCAUCUUUAUUUGUGUGAUCUUUCACUACCCCCUACCCCCCAUCAUCACGUUGAAAGAAAGUUAAUUGAAAUUUCGGUGUUACAAAAAAACGUGAAAAAAAAACGAAAAUUCGGAACCUUUUUUUUUUUUAAAUUUCGUGGACAUUGUUUAUUUCGGUUGUGGGGUUUGGCUACGCCAUCGUGGUGUGGCGAUUCGGGGGUGUGCAUUCAUGUUUGUACCGUGUAUGUGCUGCUGGGGUUUUUAUAUAGGGUCAGUGGAAUACGAUUCUACCGUUUUUAUGCAACCAAAUAAUUUAUAUAUUUUCCGCGCUCUUCUCCGCCUGGAUAAAAAUUCGCACAUCUUUUCUCUGUUUUAGUUGAUUUCCCCUCGUAUUUCGUUAUCUUCGUAGUUACACACACCGACCCUCCAAAACUUUUAUCACCCUGUUCUGAAAAAUCUUAGUUCUUCCCAUACACUUUAUUCUAAAUGAUCGCUCUGAUGAUUUAUCCUGCAUUUUUUUUUUGAAAAAAAGCUGUCACAAUCAUGUACGUCUCGUCAUAUUCUUUCGAAUAAUAAACACAUAUAUCU